Trypanosoma theileri is the source of this 2517-nucleotide messenger RNA. RefSeq names its product putative arginine N-methyltransferase, type II. Gene Ontology annotation, cellular component: cytosol; nucleus. The transcript has a single exon. NCBI's taxonomy places the organism in Eukaryota, Euglenozoa, Kinetoplastea, Trypanosomatida, Trypanosomatidae. Gene Ontology annotation, biological process: regulation of DNA-templated transcription. The coding region runs from base 1 to 2517 and encodes 838 amino acids. The record is from RefSeq and is a predicted model, not a curated record.
AUGGAGAAGGAAAUAAUUCCUGGUGGUAAUCCAGUACCCUCAGUGCCAUCUGAUUUCGAAGUAUGUGAUCAGAUUGAUCCAUCUGCAGAUGAGGCGAUGUACUCAGACACCUCACGGGAUGGAGGUUCUCAAGUACAUGGGCUUCAGCAAUAUGGAGUUAGCGGUGGAAAGACACUAUUAUCUUCUCUUCAGCAACAAGAGAUGUGUAAGGCAUCAUUGUGUCUCUUUCCUCUUGGUAACUGUGCCAAUAACAACAACAAUGCUGAUUCUACUACACCCAGUUGUUCUUUAUUUACGGCUUUAGUAGCUAAUGAAGAAAAAGCUGGAGGUUCUGUGGAGCAUUUGUGGGAAUUUCUUUCUCACACUUCCUCGUGGGGCCCAACCGCGUGUGGUUGUGUGUCGCCAUCAUCAUGGCGAACUCCAUCGGAAGUGAAAACAAUUCUAGAACAACUUCGGCUUGCAGCGUUUUUAGGUUUACGAGCCGUCAUGGUGCCUCUUCCUGAGAAUAAUGAUUCUGAUUCUGAUAGCGAUGAUGAUACUAAUAAUGAUAAUAAUAAUUAUGGAAGUGAUGGAGAUAGUGUGGUUGCGAGAGCUAUUUCUGUUCUCAGGGAACAUUUACGUCAUUCACCUGUUACAAACAUUUGGGUUCGCUGUGAUGCCUCUUGUUCUUCACAUCGUCUUAACUUCUCUCGUCUCCGUACGGUUUUGAUGUGGGGAAGUUCACUUCCUUCUUUAGCAGAGGCAGCUGAUUGUGUGGCCCGAGAAUCUGUUCAUAGAGUUUUUCCAUAUCUUUUCUUUUCUCAAACAUUUGGGGCAUUACCAUCGGAGUGGCUUGGAGAACCUGUGGUGGCGUUUGAAGUGCCGUCGGAAGAUAAGAUGAGGCGAGCAUUGUGUUCAAAUGCAAAGGAAGGAGUACAUUUACAUUUACCAUCUGAUGUUAUUCCUCUUGCGGUUUCCUUUUGGGCUACACCACAACCACGAUUUAUUACGUUGGGAUCUUUUAUGGUUGAAUUACUGCGUAGACGAGCUAUACCUGUUUUUGCUUUAACACAUUUCGCCGAUAUGUACAAUAUUAUGAAUCAAUUGUACAAACAAACAGUUAUAGAUAGUGGAAAAGAUACUUUUGCAGAUUUUGAAGAUGUUCUUCAACUACCAUUGCAACCUUUAGGUCAUAUGUUACCAAGUGGAACGUAUGAAGUCUUUGAGCGAGACCGCACAAAGUACCAACAAUAUCAUGCUGCAUUAGUGAGUUACUUUUCAAACUGGUUAUCACAUCGUAAAGAGCGUAGUCAUGCAUUAUUAUGUAAUCAAUGUGCUAAUGGACCGAAAUUUAUUAAAACCGAUUCUGUUUACAUUGUAUUACUUGGUGCUGGUCGUGGACCUUUAAUAGAAGAAUGUCUUUCUGCUGCUUCUGGUGUAGGUCUUCGAGUACAUUUAUUUGCAGUGGAAAAAAAUCCUGAAGCUCUUGAAUUUGUGCGUUUACGUUUACGUUCAGAUGUACGAUGGUCGCAAUGGAUGAAUACUUGUGGACAUGUUGUAGAAGUCAUUCAUGCGGAUGGUCGUACUAUUUCUUCACUAGCAGCAAAAGAAAAGAAUUUUCCAAUUGAGUGGGGUUUAUGUGAUUUGGUGGUUUCAGAAUUAUUAGGAAGUUUUGGAGAUAAUGAACUCAGUCCUGAAUGUAUUGAUGACUUUUAUAGUGAUCUUCAGCAAUAUCAGACUUCCAUGGGGAUUCCACAUAAUCCAUAUAUAGUAUCUAUUCCUCAAGCAUAUACGGCGUGGAUUGCCCCUUUGUACUCUGCAUGGAUGGAAUCCUCUGUGGCGACUGCUGCUAUAUCCGGAUUAACGGUAUUGCCCUCUUAUUGCAGUGAUAGGCGGGCGGCAUUAUUUCAUUCUAUGUUUGUAACGAAUAUCACUCGUGCAGUUGCUCUUUCUGAACCACAAGCCUGUUGGACAUUUCAUCACUUUACAUCUGAAGAAGAAGAAGAUGAUGAUGAAGAAGGACAAGAAAAACGAAAAGAACGUGAAGCUAAACUUACUUUUCAUUUAACAUCUGCUGGACGUUGUAGUGGGUUUAUUGGUUACUUUACUGCUCUUUUGUUUAAACCAGAUUCAGCAAUGAACACGGAUAGUAAUAAUAACAAUAAUAAUGUUGAUCCUGUUCACAUUUCAACAACUCUCUCAACUCUUUACCAGGGUCGAACACCAAAUAUGUUUAGUUGGUUUCCAUGUGUAUUUGCAUUAGAGCCAAGAGAUAUUUUAGAAGCAUCUGCAGGAGAUUUAUUACACUUACACUUGCGGCGUUGUGUUAACGUAGAGGAGAGUCGUGUUUGGUAUAGUUAUGAUGCCUCUAUAGAAUGUCCAGAGAAGGAUAAUAAGAAUAAGAAUAAGAAUAAGAAGAAGGAGGAGGAGGAGGAGGAGGUUGAUGAAGAGAGAAAGAAACCCACGAAUGCUGUGAAGAAAGCAACAGGAGUUGUGAAUGACAAGGGUUGGGCAGCUUCUAUAUUUCUUUCCUUUUAA